This is a messenger RNA of Phytophthora infestans T30-4, 1473 nucleotides long. RefSeq lists its product as uncharacterized. The record is from RefSeq and is a predicted model, not a curated record. Bases 1 to 1473 code for a protein of 490 amino acids. Lineage: Eukaryota; Oomycota; Peronosporomycetes; Peronosporales; Peronosporaceae. The transcript is spliced from 3 exons.
AUGAUGCUGUCACCAACGUUGUGCCGACCCCGACAUUUAGACCCCGAGAGGCUACGAGCCAGACUUGGUUCAGAGAUAUUCAACAAGCUGCGAUACCAUGAAGCUGCAGUGGUGAGCACUGGGCAGUUCCACUUGUUCGCGUUGAGCAGCGAUACACUGUUCAUCGUGCCGCUUAUGAGUCGAGGCGGAGUUGAUCCGGAUAGGUGUUUACCGCUGCGGAAUGUCGCCAUGGUAGAGCGAGUGCUGCCUACAAACAAGAAGCAAAAAGGUCUGCUUUUGCUACCGACCAGUCAACUCUUUCGACUGCAAUUACGAGAGGCGCCAACCAAGAAAACGCCGUCGGAAGUGUUCUUCUCGACGUUUGAACCACAGACGCAACUCUUCUUUCAACUUUCACGGGCGUUGCGCAUCGACUUCCAGAGACAGUUGAUCCCGCAACUUCAACGCGCGGAUAACGCUUUAGAGCAGCGUCUCGAAUUGACGAAUCUGUUGGAGAUGUUUGUGCUGGAUCUAGCCCGUGCACGUGACGACAUUGAGCGUACUGGAUUGCUUAAAGAGCUUACUGCCGCUGCGUACUCCUCGGACGAAUUGAGACAGCUAUUCUUUGAAGAUCGUACACAAGUCUCAGACUGUACCGGUCUAGUUGCUCUUUUAGGUCGCCAGCUUUCGAUCCCACUGCGUCGAAGCGACAACACUAAGGCGCGAGUGGAGUUUCUAUUCAGUAUUGCGAGCGUUUUUAGUGCCAUGUGCUUUGACAUGCAACUUCGAACAAGUUGCUUCGAUAAAUUAGCACCGCAUGAGUUAGUAUGUAACCUACUUGCUCGUGGGGUGGAGAGCUACGAUAAAGCUGAAGAUAUCUCUGUCGAUACACAUGUGGUACGCGAAGAUUUCAUCGAUGCUCAAGCGGCAGUGCUUCUCGCACUCGAUGCUAUGCAGCAGUACGAAGACUUCCGUUCGCAUCGGCACCAGCAGAUGAGGGGAUUGUUGAUCGAGAGAUCCACGUCCGUAAUGCAGCAAGCAACUAAAGCUCCAGCGUUUCCAGAUUGGCUUCCGAAAUUUUUUAAGCGAGUUUGCAUCGCAGUAUCGCGCGCAGCUAUCGCAAUCGAGCGACUUGAGGACUGCGAGCUCGAGGGAGAUCAACGCAAGGAGCAAGGGGAAUCGGACGACAAAGAGGACGGUUUUGCUUGUACAGGAGCUUUGAAGCCGGCACAAGUGCUGUCACUUUGGAGAUGUGUGACUGUUCUGGAUCUGCUCGUGAAGUGCGAUGUUGCUUCGGGUAGCGACCAAGUGCUGGCAAUACUCUUGCGAACGCGAAAAUACUACAUUGACAUGUACCUGAGACCUCCACGCUUCCUGACAGCACUGACCACGAGUGGCAAACCACAUCUCGAAGAUGUUGCAUCCAAACUGAAGAGGUUCCUCGAAGCACUACGAGAGCGACGGCGAGGCUUAAGAAAUAAAAGCGUAAUAUAA